Molecule: messenger RNA, 819 nt
Organism: Aspergillus udagawae
Lineage: Eukaryota; Fungi; Ascomycota; Eurotiomycetes; Eurotiales; Aspergillaceae
Exons: 1
Coding region: 1-819 (272 amino acids)
Source: RefSeq, a predicted model, not a curated record
AUGACCACGUCUUCACAAGACUCUAAUCCCGAUGGCCGGCAUCUCUCGAGGCUGGGAAGUCGAUUUGGAGAAUGGAUACUAAAGCGCGAUACCACGGCAGUCGCGGAUGCAGUUGCAUCAACCUCUGCCACUGAGAGUGCCACCUAUGUGACAACGACCAGCCGUGCCGAUGCAACGGCGACCUCAGAAUCCACGACUGCCUCGAGCACCUCAACAACCUCUUCAUCAUUCACAACAACAACUGCAACAGAUACGACAACCUCAGCUACAACAUACAGUACUUCCAGCACCACCACCACCACCACCACACCGUCCUCAUCCGCAUCCACCGCUGCCUCAGCCACAACUACCACAGCAGCAACGACGACGACCACCUCAACGACCACACCAACUCCUACCGAAUCCGCCGAAUUGAAGAAAUGGAACCACCGCGGGACCAUCGCCGCCAUCGUCACCUUCAGCAUCCUCGGUUCCUUCUUCCUAGGUGCCUGCAUCGCCCGAUGCAUCCGCAAUCGGGUGAAGAAACGGCGCAUCGACGCGAUAAACCAGCACGAUAAAGAAUCUUCGCUCUACAUGUUGACCCUGAACCCCGAAAAGGGGAGUUCGGCAAGCCAAUUGAAGUUGGAUCGCGAGUCGAUCAUGUUCUGCGACGAGAGGAGGUCGCAACUGGAGACCGUGCCGUCGUUGUCAGGGCAGUCGUAUUGGCAGGGGUCUGUGGCGCAUUCGUCCAUGCCGUCGGAAGAUAUGGGCCGGUCGAUGAGUAGUGGGAGGCAUACGCCGUUAGGUGUGAGGGAGCAGAAUGGGAAAGCUGAAGUGUAA